AUGACCACCUUCAAAGACAAGGUUUGCGAUGCUUUGAAAACCAAAAAUCAAGAUCUUUUGGUUGAGUUGCUCAAAUCGGCAUCCAGUAACAAUUUUGAUUUGACUAAAGAAAUUUAUCCAGACACACUCCGAUUAAUUCCUCAUGAAGCUGCUGGAUUUGGAUUACUCAAAGCUGUUAAAUAUAUGAUUUCCGAUAUGAAAUUUCCUGUUAAUUUCCAACAGCCAACCACAUUGUUGACAUUGUUGCACAUGGCCUGUAGGGAGGGUCAUCUCUCUGUUGUAAAUUAUUUAAUUGAUUCUGGAGCUGAUGUAAAUAUUACGGAUCGUGAAAAAUAUACUGCUCUUCAUUAUGCUGUAGGAGGAAAUUACACUGAAAUUGCUACAAGUCUUAUUAGUGUCACUGGAAUCAAGGUGAACGAAAAAGAUUUUUUAUUUAGAACUCCACUCAUGAGAGCUGUUGAAGCUUGCAAUUUCGAUAUUAUAAAGGCAUUGAUAGAAAAAGCAAAUGCCAAUGUCAAUAUAGUAAACGAUUCAAAUGGAUGGACGGCAUUGCACUAUGCUUCGUAUGCUGGGUUUCAAGAAAUUUGUAAAUAUUUAUUGAAACACGGAGCUGACAGCACUAUUAAGGAUAAAGACAAGAGAUCUGCAUUGUAUUAUGGAUAUGGUCAAUUCGAUGAUUAA
Naegleria fowleri is the source of this 681-nucleotide messenger RNA. RefSeq lists its product as uncharacterized. Bases 1 to 681 code for a protein of 226 amino acids. The record is from RefSeq and is a predicted model, not a curated record. NCBI's taxonomy places the organism in Eukaryota, Heterolobosea, Eutetramitea, Acrasida, Naegleriidae. Gene Ontology annotation, molecular function: protein binding; transcription cis-regulatory region binding. The transcript is spliced from 2 exons. Gene Ontology annotation, cellular component: nucleus. Gene Ontology annotation, biological process: positive regulation of transcription by RNA polymerase II.